Molecule: messenger RNA, 580 nt
Organism: Aspergillus vadensis CBS 113365
Lineage: Eukaryota; Fungi; Ascomycota; Eurotiomycetes; Eurotiales; Aspergillaceae
Exons: 1
Coding region: 131-481 (116 amino acids)
Source: RefSeq, a predicted model, not a curated record
GGUUUGGACACGUCUGUGGCAUUCGCUGUACUAUCUAUAUACGCCACCUGCCACCCAAAGGAUUAUUCCAGAAAUCAAGCAUCAUUUGCUCUGCCCCGCAUGAGGUCAAAAUAGAGGAACUAUUCAUCAGAUGCAGUGGCUUUGGAAACCAUGGUAUAAUGCAGGCACGCCGCGAAUAGCCUCGCAUUCACGCGCCAUCAUGGGUAAAGAGCAUAGAAGCAUUCCUGGUCUUUCUUGUCUGGUGUGUGUACGAGGAUUUUACCAACUAUCGCAUGAUGAUGUGCAGCAGCUAGUCAGAGCAAGCCUCGGCAGAAGCCUUCUCGCACGCAAUCACCAGAUCCGGCCGACCGGCCAGCCGUUCAAAGCUGUCCUUGGAAUGAUAUGCGAUGGUCACCAACCAUGGUAUCUCUAUAGUAUCACCACCCCAGCUUGUGUUAUUCUCUAUAUCGUACACCGUAAAGUUCUCAGUGAGGUCGUGUGACGACGCUGUUGUUACAUCAUAUGAAAUGAUCAGCUGGUAUAACGGUUCUCGGGGGGUUAUAAGACGAAGGGUAAACGAGGAGGGUCGAAGUGUUGUUCU